AUGAACCAACCACUGAAAGAGGGGCGAACGAGGCAAAGCAGUUUCCGUGUUAUUUAUCCACCCAUGGGUUACGAUUCGAUCCCGAUUGCGGCAUCAAACGCCAAGGAAUUUGGCAAGAAAAAGAGGGUGAAUAGAGCAGCCAAAUUGAAGCAGAGCAAACUUGAUGUUCGUCGUGAACAGUGGCUUUCCCAAGUGAAGAACAAAGGAUGCAAGGAAGAAACCAACGGUGUUAGUGGUGUGAAAAUGCCUGCUGAACGGAAUGAUAUUAAUCCCAGUGGCGAAGAGAAUGAGGGUUUGAGGAAUCUAUGCAGUGAUUCCGAGUCACCAUUUAACAGUCCGAUGAGUAGUGUUUUCGGGAGCAACAGAUCACCUUCUCAUUUUACCAGCAACAGCAGUAGCAGUAGUAGCAGUGGAGGUUGUUGUUCAGAAAGCAUGACUGAAGAAGAUGAUGGGGACAACGAGUGCUUGGAUGAUUGGGAGGCAAUUGCUGAUGCUUUAGCAGCUGAUGACAUUAAAAAUGAUAACCUUGAAUCCCCUGAGCCAGAUUCUGUGACAGCAACCAUGGAGGCAAGUCAAGAUGAUUGCUGUGCUCGAGCUUGGAGAGCAGAUGAUGUUUUUCGACCUCAGAGUCUGCCAAACUUACUAAAACAAAACAGCUUUCCAUGUUUCAAGAAUGUUUGUUCACCAUCAACGUGUCCGAUAUGCUGUGAAGAUCUGGAUUUGACAGAUACAAGUUUUCUUCCUUGUCCAUGUGGCUACAGGCUCUGUCUUUUCUGCCACAAGAGAAUUCUUGAAGAUGAUGGCCGUUGUCCAGGAUGCAGGAAACAGUAUGACCACCAUGGCCCGGGUAAUCUAUCUUCAAAAAUGGGGCGUUCUUACAGUAUGAUCCCUAGGCGUUAGAAAAGUAUGUAUGAUGGCCUCUUUUUUCACAUCUUUCUCGUAUCUUUACUGUUAGAAACUGCUGUUAAUAGUUAUGCAGUUCUCUAAUCGGUUGAACCAUUUUUAUAGCAAUAUGAUUCUAUAGAGGACUAAUUGGUAUGGAUAUUGAAUACAAACGUUUUGAUUGAAAUUUAUAGAGGGCAUCUUUAAACCUUAUUCAACUGAUCAUUAGCAGUAUAAUAAGGAAUCUUGAAGCUUUCCAUGUUAUUUAUGUAUGUAUUAUGUAUGAAUAAAUACAUAUAUUACAAUUUGGAUGAAUGUAUUUAUUGGAACCGAAAGAGAUACAUGACAAAUGACAUAGACACCAUUACAGGGUAGGGGUAGGGUACACAAGAUAACCAUUAGUUGCUUAUUGUAGAUGAAAGUGGUCUUCUUUCUUUAUAAAACAUGUUUGUUUUCACUAUGUGGAAGUCUGGAAGUGAAAUUUCAGGCAAGAUUCUGAUCUAUGCUUCUCAGGGAGCGUUUUCCACCACUUAACAAAGGUAGAUUUUUCCAGGAACACAUCCUUGUUCAGUUCUUCUUUCUGAACCCAUUCUUUGACUUGUUUCUCCAUAGCAACAAUUUGAUCCUUUAUCUCUUCAAAUGGUUUCCUUUUCAUCUCCUCUACUUUUGCCCAAAAUAUGGUCUCUGAGCUCGACCCUUCAUUCAACUUCUUUUCAUGCUCCCACCAUCUUUGAGUGUACUUAUAACGCUUUGGUCUACCCCCAUCUCUCAAAUAAGUCCCAGUGUCUUCAUCCUUUGAGUGCCUAUAGUAAUUAGCUAUAUCUAAUGGCUCCACCAGUCUCCUGAACUCGGUUCCUAACUUGAUCCACUCUUCCUCACUCUCAAAUCCAUCCGGGAGUUCAUAACGUUUCAACAUUUCCACAAUCUCAUCCCAUAUACCUGCUAGUUCUAGCCUUGUUACAUUUGCAUUGAAGUCAUCAUUACCCUUUUGAAUCUUGAAAGCAUCAUAAUAACCAAUCUUUCGGUCUUCACUUGUUUUUUGGUAGUCAGCUAUUAUCUUG
Lactuca saligna is the source of this 1943-nucleotide messenger RNA. NCBI's taxonomy places the organism in Eukaryota, Viridiplantae, Streptophyta, Magnoliopsida, Asterales, Asteraceae. The record is from the annotation of a GenBank genome assembly.